Molecule: messenger RNA, 806 nt
Organism: Coniophora puteana RWD-64-598 SS2
Lineage: Eukaryota; Fungi; Basidiomycota; Agaricomycetes; Boletales; Coniophoraceae
Exons: 4
Coding region: 63-806 (247 amino acids)
Biological process (GO): regulation of translational initiation
Cellular component (GO): cytoplasm
Molecular function (GO): protein binding
Source: RefSeq, a predicted model, not a curated record
GCUCCUUUCACCUCCUUCUCCUCCCGAGUCCCCCGCGCAUCUGUAUAUCGCUGUCAUUCGCCAUGGACGACAUGCUGGCGCAGGAGUACGCCGAAGAAAUUGGAGCCAUGGUGGCCUCGCUGACGGAAGAGCGGGAGGCGGUCGCGUUGGAGAUCAGCGUCCUGCAGUCGAUCUACGGAGAGAACGCCGUGCUCCCCUUCCACCCCAGCCCCGGCGCCUCGCCGCCGCACAUUAACGGGCUUAGGGACGCUGGGCCGUCGGAGACCGUGCGCUAUGUGGUCGUUCUCAACCUGCCUGACCACGACGAGGAAGCGUCGAUCCGCGUACUCGUGUCCCUGCCGCCCUCGUACCCCGCCGCGUCCGCACCCCAGUUCCAGCUCCUCUCCAAAUGGAUCGGCAACUUCGGCGUCGACGCCGGUCUCUUUGGCGAGGUCAUACGCACGUUUUACUCGUCCGCUACCGGCGUCGAAUGGAGCGCGGACAGCGUGUGCGUGUUUGACGGGCUGCAGAACGUCCUCGAGCGGUGCGCGGCGUGGUACGAGGGGAAGCUGAACCAGGAGAAGGUGGGCGAGCUGCUGAGAGAGGGGGAACACGCUUCCGCUGCGAAUGAUGCGCCCCGUGCGCACGAUGUGGGUGAGAUAGAGGAGCAGGUGCGGAGUGCGAGGGUUGCGUCGGACGAGGCGAGGCUGCCAGACGGGAUACAGCUUACCAUUGCCGAUCCCAUUGUCGAUCGGAAGAGCAUCUUUAUUGGGCGGGCAUGUCGAAUAACGAGUCCAGACGAGCUCCUCCUCGGUGGCCGGGUCUGA